Messenger RNA from Penicillium cataractarum, 1104 nucleotides. RefSeq lists its product as uncharacterized. Gene Ontology annotation, cellular component: intracellular anatomical structure. The transcript is spliced from 4 exons. Bases 1 to 1104 code for a protein of 367 amino acids. The record is from RefSeq and is a predicted model, not a curated record. NCBI's taxonomy places the organism in Eukaryota, Fungi, Ascomycota, Eurotiomycetes, Eurotiales, Aspergillaceae. Gene Ontology annotation, molecular function: oxidoreductase activity, acting on NAD(P)H, oxygen as acceptor.
AUGUUUAACCGCUCGGUCGCUCGUUCGGGCAUCAAGGCACUUAAUACAACAUCCCGCCCAGCAACACGCUCAACAUUCAUCCGCCCACUCUCCUACACAACAGCUCGCGCUAACAAAAAAAAUGACCCCAAGAAUGACCCCAACCUAGCUGCCACCAACAAAGCUCCCGAGGGCGCUUCCGGCGAACAUGAGGGCCAAUUCGCCCGUACCGAUGAAAGUGUGCAGAUCGAGUAUCCGCCCGACAGCGAGAUGCCCGCCCAGCCCGUCGUCCAGGGCCGUGGUGGCAUGCAUUUCAAGCGCACACUGGCUCAAUUCUCGCUCGAGAAUAAGGUCAGCAUGGUGACCGGUGGUGCGCGUGGUUUGGGUCUAGUUAUGGGUCAGGGAUUGGUGGCCUCGGGCUCGGAUUUGGCUAUUGUCGAUCUGAACAAGGCCGAGGCCGAAGAGCAGGCCCAGAAGCUUGUCGAACAGUUCCGCAAAGAGAACCCGGGUCUAGAGGAAAUGCCAAAUGUCACAGCGCACUACGCCGACGUCGCAAACCCAGACUCGGUUAACGAAGCUCUCGCCGAAGUCCUAGCUAAACACAAGCGCAUCGAUAACCUCGUCACAUCCGCCGGUUUCACCGAGAACUUCGACGCAAUCAGCUACCCAUUCGACCGCAUGAAGAAGCUCUGGGGCGUCAAUGUCGACGGUACAUACCUUUUCGCUACGGGCGUGGCCAAGCACCUGAUGGAGCGUAAUGCUCCUGGAAGUAUCGUCAUGAUUGGAUCCAUGUCCGGCUCUAUCGUCAACGUACCCCAGCCCCAGGCACCGUAUAACGCGGCCAAGGCGGCGGUGCGCCAUCUAGCGGCAUCGCUGGCUGUUGAAUGGGCUGGUCAUGGUAUUCGGGUUAACUGUAUCAGCCCUGGUUACAUGUUGACUGCUCUUACCCGCAAGAUCCUCGAUGAGAACCCCCAGCUCCGUGAUAAGUGGACAUCCCUCAUUCCCGUUGGUAAGAUGGGAACCCCUGAGGACCUGAUGGGUGCCGUGACCUUCCUGCUUAGCGAUGCCUCCAAGUAUAUCACGGGCGCGGAUCUCCGUGUCGAUGGCGGAUACACCCUUACUUAG